Trichoderma harzianum CBS 226.95 is the source of this 1810-nucleotide messenger RNA. RefSeq lists its product as hypothetical. Lineage: Eukaryota; Fungi; Ascomycota; Sordariomycetes; Hypocreales; Hypocreaceae. Bases 146 to 1573 code for a protein of 475 amino acids. The record is from RefSeq and is a predicted model, not a curated record. Gene Ontology annotation, molecular function: oxidoreductase activity. The transcript is spliced from 2 exons.
CCAAUAUUCAUCUUUGGGCAUCAAAAGCAAUGAUUUCCGUUCUAUUAAGUGAAGAAUAUCUUUAAUAGCAAUCAUCAAGUGCAAUUAAAUAAAAUUAAUUCCAUCUUUCCCAUUAUUAUAACAUAGCUAAAGACCAAUAUCAAGUAUGGCUCCCGCCCAGCAAGACGCUGCUUUCGGCAUUCAGCCCCAAACAUCUGCUGAGUCGUCCAUCCAAGAACAAAAAACUCAAGUCAUCAUUAUCGGCGGUGGACUGAGUGGUUUACAGGCUGCUCACGAUCUUCAAGCAGCUGGCAUUUCCUGUCUCAUUCUCGAAGCGCGCGAUAGAGUUGGCGGUAAACUGUGGUCUGUACCUCUGGGCCCCGAGAAAGGAUAUAUCGAGCUUGGGGGUGCCUGGACCAACGAUGUGAAUCAGCCCAUGGUAACUGCACUGGUCAAAAAGUUUGGGCUGGAGAUGGUGACACAGAACAUCGUCGGUGACUGCAUCAUGGAGGAGAAGGGAAGGUUUCGUUAUGGAACUGAUCCACCGUUGUCUCAAGAGGACAAGAUAACAUUUGCUGAGAUAAGAAGUCACGUUGAGGCCCUAUGCCACACCGUCAAGGCUGCAGAACUCGGCCAAUCUCUGACCAAGCAUGGACACAUGAGCAUGGAUGAUUUUGCAGUUUCCAUGGGCGCCAGCGACAUCCUACGUCGUUUAGUCAAUAUUUGGACUGCCGCAAUGUUGGGCGUCGAGUCGAACCAAGUCAGCGCCGUCUUCUUUAUGCAUUACUGUCAAGCGGGAGGUGGCCUCAUCCAAAUGCGAUCAGACGGCAAAGGCGGCGGUCAGAGUAUGCGCUUUCGACAUGGAACGCAGUCGCUGUGUUAUGGGCUUCGGAAUGGUCUCAAACCAGAGACAGUCAUAUGCUCAACCCCUGUGCAAACAAUCGAGCAGGAUAUUGGCAGCGGAUGCCUGGUCAUCGCUCGGGACGGAAGACGUUUUCGCUCUGAACGCAUCAUUUCCACGGUUCCAAGCGUCUUCUUGAGCCAAAUCAAUAUCUCGCCGCCGCUAUCAGCAGAUAAAUGUUGGCUUAGCACUCACAGCAAGCUUGGGUUUUACGCAAAGGUGUUCCUCGUCUACUCAGAGCCUUGGUGGCGUACGCUUGGUCUCUGCGGCCUAGCACAAGGCCUCAGUGGACCAGUGGCUCUGACAAGGGAUGCCUCGAGCGAUGAAGAUGGCCUGUUUGCAUUGAUAUGCUUCGUUGUAGGCCAAAGAGGUGCAGAGUGGGCACAGAAAGAUGCAAACGAGCGCUUGAUUGAAGUGAUUGCCCAUGUCGAUCGCAUCUAUGGAGCAGAUAUUCCGCGGCCUCUAGAGACGCGAGAACAAAUUUGGAACAAAGAAGAAUUUUCACAGGGAGCCCCUUGCCCUGUGGUGCCUGCCUCUUGCUUGAGGAGUCUCAGUCAAGAUCAAUGGCGGCCGGAGGGCUAUAUUCAUUUCGCCGGAACAGAGACGAGCACCGUAUGGAAGGGAUAUAUGGAGGGAGCUCUAGUUUCUGGAAGUAGAGCUGCGGGAGAGGUUAUCGAUAUAUUGUCUACAUAAACAAGUUAAGCGGUGCAGUAGAUGACAAUUUCGCAGUUAGGCAGAGUACAAUAGCGUUAUAUCCGAGGCUUUACCAGUUAUUCACGGUAUACUCCUCGGAGGAUCUGGCUGCUGCAGGUCAAGGCCGCCUAUGGAGUCUCGCCAAUAAAGAGACUGCCAUUCUGAAGAACUCUCCUCCCAUCUGUUAGGUUGGAUAUGGAGAUCUCCUGGCUGCUCUUCUUCAAAUGACAAAAAGUU